This is a messenger RNA of Moesziomyces antarcticus, 2664 nucleotides long. RefSeq names its product seryl-tRNA synthetase. Gene Ontology annotation, molecular function: serine-tRNA ligase activity; tRNA binding; ATP binding. The coding region runs from base 1 to 2664 and encodes 887 amino acids. NCBI's taxonomy places the organism in Eukaryota, Fungi, Basidiomycota, Ustilaginomycetes, Ustilaginales, Ustilaginaceae. Gene Ontology annotation, biological process: mitochondrial seryl-tRNA aminoacylation. Gene Ontology annotation, cellular component: mitochondrion. The record is from RefSeq and is a predicted model, not a curated record. The transcript has a single exon.
AUGUCAUACCGACAUCCGACCACCCCAAUAUGGCGCGCCUUGAUUGGCUCGUCAAGGUCGAUGCGCCCGGCCCGAGCAAUCCAACCCAUCGCUUUGCGGCAUGCUUCGACCUCAAAAUGGGGACAACCACCUGAACAGAGACUCGACCAGGGCUCGGACCGCAAGGCGCCGCGUCCUUCCUCUAGCGACGAAACGGAAACGAGCGACAAAGACACGCCAGGCUCGCAUUCGGCGCAGAAGCCACGCCAACUUCCGGAUGCGUAUUCGGGCCGAGGCGUGUCGGAUGACUUUAUCAACGAUGCUCGGCGCGACAUGCAGAUGCGAAAGAUGAAGUACGACGAGGCGGAUUUCAAGUGGCUGCGCGAGGCGCGCACGCAGAUCUACAUGAUGGGUCUCAAGCACACCGAGCUGGCCACCGAGCACAAGGCGCUCACCACCGAGCUCAACCGCAUCUUCCAGCUCGCCGCCGCGGCGGUCCAGAAGCCGAAGACGAAGCGAAAGAAGGCCAAGGGCGCCGCGAAGAAGGAAGAGGAUGCAGACCAAGCAGCAACCUCCGAAUCUCUUCCGGCUUCGGCCGAAGACGAAGACCGAGCGAAGACGGCAAUGGAAGAAGCCCACGAGAAAGCGGCGCAGCUCCGUGAUCGCGCCAAGCAGGUCAAGGCCGAGCUAGCACCGCUAAUAAAGCAACUGGAAGAUAUGCGUGAGCGAAGCUUGCAAAUCCGUAUGUCUUGGCCCAACCAUUGCCACCCGGACGUACCCAUCGGACCGGAAGAGAAUGCGGUGGUGAUGUCGGUGCAGGAUCCCCUCAACUUGCUCCCUACCGAAUUCGAUGCCAUGAAGGAGUCGUGGAACAAGUCGGCGAUUCAGAUCAAGGACUUUCCGGAAGGGCCGCCGCCCGAUAAGAAGCGUGACCAUCUCCGGGUCGCCAACUACGCCAGAAACGCAGAGGUGGACACGAUCUCGGGGCUGUUGGCCACCGGAAGCUCGUGGCCAUAUCUGCUGGGUAGCAUCAGCCUGCUCGAGCACGCGCUGACGCAGUAUGCCAUGUCCAAGGUGGUGAGCAAAGGCUUCCUGGCGGUCUCGCCUCCGGACGUGGUGCGUGCGGAGCUGGCCGACCGAUGCGGAUUCCGUCCUCGAGACGAGAAAGCCAAGCAGACGUACUUCCUCGAAGGCAUCUCACGCAGACAACUCAAAAAAGAAGCAUCUGCGAAAAACGGCGAAGAGGAAGAGUCGUUUCUCAACGGCGAGCUUUGUUUGGCUGCUACUGCCGAGAUUCCGCUGGCAGGUCUACUCGCUGGGCGUCUGUUUGAACCGUUCAGAAAGUCGAAGCGCCACGGGUACCUCAACAAGAUCUCGGAAGGUUUGAUCCAAGAUUCCGAUCUGCCUAUCAAGCUGGCUGCGCUUGGCCACUCUUUCCGCGCCGAAGCGGGUGCGCGCGGGGCGGAUACGCGCGGACUGUACCGCGUGCAUCAGUUCAGCAAGGUCGAGAUGUUUGUGGCGAUGAAAUCGUUCAGGGACAAGAGCGACGCCAUGCUGGAGGAGCUUCGUGGCAUUCAAGAGGAGGUGAUCGGUGGGCUAGGCCUGCCGUACCGCGUGCUGGACAUGCCGACGGAAGAGUUGGGCGCGAGCGCGUAUCGCAAGUACGACAUCGAGGUGUGGAUGCCCGGCCGAGGUUCGUGGGGCGAGGUGUCGUCGGCGUCCAACUGUACGGUAUAUCAAGCGUUGCGACUUGGCAUCAAGCAGAAGCGCGCGCCACCCAUGUCGUCUGCCACCUCGACUGACGACUCGACGACUGACGAGGCGUCCGACGGGGCCUCCGACGGGGCGUCCGAUAAGACGUCCGUUAAGGCCUCCGUUAAGGCUUCCGAUAAGGCUUCCGAUAAGGCGCCCGACAGCUCGCCGGACAAGGCGUCCCCAACCUUGCCGAGUGGCAGCGGUGGAAGGACGCUGCAUACGCUGAAUGCGACCGCGGCGGCGAUUCCGCGCCUGAUUGUGGCGAUUCUGGAGAAUCACGGCGUGGAAAAGGGCAGGCUGGUGCUGCCGGACACGCUCAAGCCGUUCUGGUUGGCGGGCGAGCACGAUCGCAACGUGACGUGGCUGCACACGGGCAAGCUCAAGCGUCGGCCGCGGUCUCGUCUGCAGCGUGCGCUGAUGCGGGUGCGCUCGAUUGCCAAGAGAAACGGCACGGACGCGCCGACCAUGGUGGCGUCGUUCCUCAUCCUUCACGAACUCACGGCGCUGGUUCCGCUCGUGGUGCUCUUCUACGUGUUUGGCGCGCUGGGCGUGGGAACGGCAGUGUUGCAGUGGCUGCUGGGAGACUCGGAGCCAAGCGCCGAAGACGAGAGCAUGGCAGCGCGACUGCGGGCCUGGGCUCGACGAAAGGAGGAGCGCUUCGAGCGCUACUGCCGAAAGAACGGCUAUCUUGGAUUCGAAAAGCAAGACGCCGAGACGAUGGAGCAGGCUCAGAAAGUCGGCGACACCAGUCGCGUUGCAGCUUCCUUUGCCAACAUGGUAGCCGCCUACAUCCUGGUCAAGGCCUUGAUCCCGCUCCGAAUCGGCGCCUCCGUUGCCCUCGCCGCUCCAUUCUCACGCACCGUGCUGGAACCGCUCAAGGGCGUCACACGCCGCAUCUUUCGACGUCGCGCAACUCCGACGCGGGCGUGA